Coregonus clupeaformis (lake whitefish) is the source of this 1646-nucleotide messenger RNA. RefSeq names its product solute carrier family 46 member 3-like. Gene Ontology annotation, cellular component: lysosomal membrane. Gene Ontology annotation, molecular function: transmembrane transporter activity. The record is from RefSeq and is a predicted model, not a curated record. NCBI's taxonomy places the organism in Eukaryota, Metazoa, Chordata, Actinopteri, Salmoniformes, Salmonidae. Bases 132 to 1511 code for a protein of 459 amino acids. Gene Ontology annotation, biological process: vacuolar transmembrane transport. The transcript has 7 exons.
ACUGAACAGAUGUCCGCAGAAAUGGUUUAAACAUCCAGGACGAGUGGGAAAGGCGUUUUAAAAUACUUACUCUAAACCAAAUGACAAACUAAAAGGGAUCUGCCUUUUGUGUCCACUCUCCCCUGAGGAGAAUGAAGGGGUUAUUCCUGGUAGAGCCACUGGUUGCCUUCUAUGCCUUCGCCAGUUUCCUCAUCUACCCCCUGGUACAGCAGUAUGUCUACAGGAGGCUAUGGCAGGAGAUGACCAACACAACCUACCCUGUCUCUGACAACAGCUCACGCUGCGAUCCCUCCGACACCAGCAGCCACCAUGAGGAGGUCCAGAAGGCGGCAUCUCUCUUCUCCCUCUACACCGAGCUCUUCUCCAUGAUCCCCUCCCUGGCCGCCACCCUCAUCCUCGUCACCUAUAGCGACCAGCGCGGACGCAAGAUCACCAUCAUCCUGCCUCUGAUUGGCUCUCUGUUUUACACGGUGUCCUUCCUGUCCGUCUCCUUCUUCGAGCUGGACCUCUACCUCCUCAUCGUCUCCUCCUUCGUCAGCGCCCUGUUCGGGGGCUCGGGGACGUUCCUGGGGGGCUGUUUCUCCUACAUCGCUGACCUGUGCGAGGACGGGCAGGAGAAGACCCUGCGGAUGGCCGGGGUGGACAUGGUGAUCGGCCUGCUGUCUGGAGUGGCCUCUCUCUCUACGGGCUACUUCCUCCGAGCAGCAGGCUUCAACUGGCCCUUCUUCACCUCGGCUCUGUUCCAGUGUGUCAACCUGGUCUACGCCGUCUUCGUCCUGGAGGAGACGGUCCAACGACCUCCAGACGACAUGCGUCAGCUGGCCUACGGGGUCUACCAGCUGUUUGCAGGGGCCAGCAGGAGGCGCAACGUCCUCCUGGUUCUCCUCCUGCUCCUCUUCUCCUCCUUCUCCUUCGCCAACGUGGGCGGGAUCUCCACGAUCACGCUGUACGAGCUCAACCAGCCGCUGUGCUGGAACGAGAUCCUGAUUGGCUACGGCUCUGCGCUGUCCAUGACAGUGUUCCUGACCAGCUUUGUGGGCGUGACUGUGUUCUCUCGCUGCGGCGUGCCCAACCUCGUCAUCAUACUCAUAGGGAUACUGAGUGUCAUGGCGGCCAUGACCCUGGUGGCCUUCGCCAAGACCACGCUCAUGAUGUUCCUAGUGAGGCUUCCAAUGCUGCUGGCUAUCAUGCCAUUCCCCAUGCUGAGAUCCAUGAUGUCGAAGAUCGUGUCAAAGACCGAGCAGGGAGCGUUGUUUGCGUGCUUGGCGUGCCUGGACAGUGUGAGCAACAGUGUGGCAGUGGCUGUUUUCAGUAGUAUCUACGCUGCCACGGUAACCUGGUACCCUGGAUUCAGCUUCCUGUUGUCUGCUGGACUCUGUGUCAUCCCCUUAGCCCUGCUAGCGUGUGUGGGGCUGCUGGGGGUGGAUGAAAGUAAAGAGGCCAAGGAGGCAGAGGCCCUCAUCCCAGGAGAGGAAGACCUGGCUGUAGACUAUAACCCUCCCCUCACCUGAGACUGGACACUGGAGAUGGAGGCUGGGGGCUGGAGGCUGGUCUAUCUUGCUGCUCUUUGGAUUGUUUUCUCUCUAGUUUCUCUUAUCUCUCUCUCAAUUCAAUUUCAAUUUAAGGGCUUUAUUGGCAUGGGAAAC